AUGAGUUUUGGUGUUAAAUGGAGAGCGUGGAUCAAAGGGUGCCUCCGUACGACAUCGGUUGCGGUUCUCAUUAACGGGUCCCCGACUCAUGAAUUCCCUCUAGGAAGGGGAGUAAGGCAAGGAGAUCCCCUGGCCCCACUCCUCUUCAUCCUUGCUGCCGAAGCUCUUAAUAUCAUGAUGUUGGAGGCCUCUCGAAAAGGUAUUUUCAAAGGUAUCAAACUUCCUAACUCCGGGCCUGAAAUAUCGAUUUUGCAAUUUGCUGAUGAUGUCUUGAUCAUGGGUGAAUGGACAAGAACGAAUGCCACUAAUCUGAUUCGGCUGCUGCGUUGCUUCCAACUAUCUUCGGGGCUGAAGGUAAAUAUGCAGAAGAGUAAUAUCAUGGGUGUGGGGGCUGAUUACGAGGAAGUGGUAUCUGUCGCUAGUAGACUUCAUUGCAGACCUGGGCUUUUUCCUUUUACGUACCUUGCUUGGAAAUCCAAAAUUCUCUCUUAUGGUGGUCGGCUUGUCUUGAUCAAAUCCGUCUUAGGAAGUCUGGGUUUGCAUUAUCUCUCGCUUCUUAAGGCUCCUACCUCGAUCAUCAACAAACUGGAAUCUAUUCGCUCGAGGUUCUUUUGGGGCGAUAAAGGAGGAGUGAGAAAGAUUUCUUGGAUCAGUUGGAGUACUACGUUGGCGGAUAAAGAUGCUGGCGGUUUGGGGAUCAGUAGUCUUAGAGCCCUCAAUCUGGCGCUUCUCGCUCGGUGGUGGUGGCGAUUCAAAUUGGAGCACAAUCACAUUUGGAGACUGGUUAUCAUUGCUCUCCAUGGUGAUGAUGGCGGCAUGAACAACUUGGUCAGAAAUGGAAGAUUUCCGGGACUCUGGAGGAACAUUUUAAAAAUCCACAAGGAAUACAAUAGCUUCAAUCUUCCUUUUGCGGACUGGUUUCAAAGAGAUCAAAGCUCUAACGGGAUCAAUAUCUCUUGGCGAUGGGCUCUGACUUCUCACGGUAACUUCUCGGUCUCUUCGAUAAGAGCUGCGUAUGAUGCUAAUUCGCUUCUCCAGGUUAGUUUCAGAAAUUCUUGGUGGGUCACUCGGGUUCCCUCUAAAAUUAAUAUUCUUGCUUGGCGUCUUCUUCACAAAAGGCUUCCGACUAAAAUUAAUCUUGCUAAAAGAGGUGUGGUUUGUCUCUCCUCCCUAUGCCCUCUGUGCGAUUGUGUGGAAGAAGACGAGGAACAUCUUUUCAUAGGAUGCUCGAUAUCUCGGCAAUUGCUUAAGGAUUUGUGCAAAUGGUGGAAAGUGGACAUUGGACAGGUGAAUUCUAUUGAUAAUCUUCUUGACCGUAGCGCGGAGGUGGCUGGGAAUUUUUCGUGUAAGAAGGCGUUUAUUGGAGUGAUGUAUGGAUUCUUCUGGAUUAUUUGGAACUUGCGCAACCGCAAAACUUUCUCUGUUCCUUCUCAGACGACGGCUACUUUUUUUGCGGGCCAGCUUCAGGCGUAUUCUUUUUUCUGGUUUAAAAACAGGGUGCCGAAAGUUGUUAUGGCGACUAGUUGGAUAGAGUGGUGUAAUUCUCCCAUGUCUUGUUUUUAA
Messenger RNA from Cynara cardunculus var. scolymus (artichoke), 1563 nucleotides. RefSeq lists its product as uncharacterized. The record is from RefSeq and is a predicted model, not a curated record. Bases 1 to 1563 code for a protein of 520 amino acids. Lineage: Eukaryota; Viridiplantae; Streptophyta; Magnoliopsida; Asterales; Asteraceae. The transcript is spliced from 2 exons.